Molecule: messenger RNA, 1201 nt
Organism: Gigantopelta aegis
Lineage: Eukaryota; Metazoa; Mollusca; Gastropoda; Neomphalida; Peltospiridae
Product: perlucin-like
Exons: 4
Coding region: 37-777 (246 amino acids)
Molecular function (GO): signaling receptor activity
Source: RefSeq, a predicted model, not a curated record
CACACUUCUCGGAGUGUUGUUUCCUGUGAUCAGUCCAUGAUUAAAGACACUAACGACAACAGUUUAAUACAAAGUAUGCUUUGCACAGUUAUACAUACAGCUUUAAUUGACUUAAUAGUGAUGACUAUUUUCAUAAUGGGAGUAAUCCCAUGCAAACAAAAAAUGUUUCGAAAAGUGUCCAGUAUUCCAGUGAUAGUGGAUGCUUGCGACCUCUGGAAAGGUGUUGUUUCGAGACUGGUGGAUUGUUCCAAUACAUGCUUAAGAGAUGAUCAGUGUGUUCUCUUCACGUAUGCUGAAAAUGGAACAUGUUCUACAUAUUGUAACGUCGGAACGGAGGUUGAAGCUGCGCAUGGAUAUGUCUCUGUUUCAGACACAUGUCAGCCUGGUUUUGUGAAAUACGAAAACAGCUGUUACUGGUUUUCACCGAAAUCAGCGGUCCGAUCAUGGGAUGAAGGCAAGGCAUAUUGCCUAAACAUGACUUCCUACCUUGUCAUCAUAACGUCAGCUCAAGAAGACAAAUUCAUCCGGGAAUAUCUGUUACAAAAUGCAGCGAAUUCUGGUUACUGGAUCGGGGCAAACGAUCAACAAGUUGAAGGUAAUUUUCAGUGGAUGUCAACCGGAUCACAUAAACCUGUAAACUACACCAACUGGUACCCAGACCAACCAAAUAACGGAAAAGGGGAACACAACUGCGUAGAACUGCGGCAGCAACAUGGCUUCCGUUGGAAUGACUGGUUUUGUUCUGAUAGAAGAGGAUUCAUCUGUGAACAGUUUUAGAAGACGAGCAGUAUGAAAACAACACGUGUGAACUCUGAUGACAGGGUUGUAUUAUGUUGCGUUUUCAAUGUAUCGCUGUUAGAUUUAGUAAAAUAAUGAUCUGAUCUGAACUGUUUUUACGUGCGCAUAUCACGCUAUGUUUUCGAGCACGCCCAUCAAUGUGGCGCAGGGUUAAUCUGUGAAAAGUUUUAGAAGCACUGGAUAUUACUACUGCUACUACUACUACUACUACUACUACUACUACUACUACUACUAAGCACUAACUUAACAGGUGAGCACGUUAACAGUCCCAACAUACCUUAUGAUAUUAUAUCAAAUAUUGAUGUAGCCUCUGACAGUGACAAUUUAAGUAAUGUUGCUAUAAGAAAUAACUUACCUUAUGAUUUACUUAAAGGGACAUUCCUGAGUUUUUUGCAUUGUAAGA